AUGGUAAGUUGGCAGGUUGUCGGCCAGGAUAAUGACCAUGGAUUCGGAUCAUCCCGCUCUUCAACCUAUUUUGUUACCAAAUUCACACACAGAGAUACUGGGUAUUUUGCAGCAGCCAGUGGAGAGAAAACUGGUGGAAAAUAUCAAGUGGACGCUGGUACAGUCAACUAA
Molecule: messenger RNA, 171 nt
Organism: Sclerotinia sclerotiorum 1980 UF-70
Lineage: Eukaryota; Fungi; Ascomycota; Leotiomycetes; Helotiales; Sclerotiniaceae
Exons: 3
Coding region: 1-171 (56 amino acids)
Source: RefSeq, a predicted model, not a curated record